Pseudoliparis swirei is the source of this 5766-nucleotide messenger RNA. It is a transcript of the gene slc1a2b, whose product is annotated as solute carrier family 1 member 2b. The coding region runs from base 154 to 1719 and encodes 521 amino acids. Gene Ontology annotation, biological process: L-glutamate transmembrane transport. Gene Ontology annotation, cellular component: plasma membrane. Lineage: Eukaryota; Metazoa; Chordata; Actinopteri; Perciformes; Liparidae. Gene Ontology annotation, molecular function: neutral L-amino acid transmembrane transporter activity; L-glutamate transmembrane transporter activity; glutamate:sodium symporter activity. The record is from RefSeq and is a predicted model, not a curated record. The transcript is spliced from 11 exons.
UUUAACGAACAGAAAAGCCCUCCGUUUGGUCUGAGACGCGCUCCUGUCCCGGACCGCUGUGCGCUCCGCAGACCCCUCUGACACCGAGAGACCCUGCAAGGGGACACCACCGAUAACUUUUUGCAUCUUGCUUUUCAACAAAGUGCCAACAGUAUGCCGAAACAAGUUGAGGUGAGGAUGCACGAGAGUCACCUGGAGCCCAUCGAGGCCAGGCCUCAGUCCAAAUGUGCCAAAAUCUGCUCCAAGCUGUUCACGAACCUUCUGCUCACACUCACCAUCCUCGGUGUGAUCCUGGGAUGUAUAUUUGGGAUGUUGCUUCGUGUCGCCUCCCCGAUCCACCCCGAUAUUGUCAUGGUGAUUGCUUUUCCUGGUGACAUCCUGAUGAGGAUGCUGAAGAUGUUGAUCCUACCACUCAUCAUCUCCAGUUUAAUCACAGGUCUGGCUGGUUUGGAUGCCAAAUCCAGCGGCCGCCUGGGAAGCAGAGCUAUGGUCUACUACAUGAGCACAACUAUGAUUGCUGCUGUACUGGGAGUCAUCCUGGUGUUAGUCAUCCACCCUGGCAACCCCAAACUGAAGGAGAAUCUGGGCCAGGGAGAGAAGAAUGAUGACGUGUCCAGUUUGGAUGCCUUCUUCGAUCUGAUCCGGAACCUGUUCCCAGAUAACCUCGUGCAGGCUUGUUUCCAACAGAUCCAGACCGUCACGCAGAAGGUAGAGGUGGUAAUUGUGGAGGAUAUCAAUGCAACAUCUGUCGAAGGCCUGCUGGCUAACAUUACCAAGGAGCCUCAGUUCAUCGUCAACAAAUCCCUUCAGUUCAAGAGUGGCAUGAAUGUUCUGGGUAUGAUUGGUUUCUUUAUUGCAUUUGGCAUCUGCAUGGGCAAGAUGGGCGAGAGGGCCAGACUCAUGCUUGAAUUCUUCAACAUCCUCAAUGAGAUUGUGAUGAGACUUGUCAUCUGUAUCAUGUGGUACUCUCCCUUUGGCAUUGCCUGUCUUAUCUGUGGUAAGAUCAUCUCCAUCAAGGACCUGGAGGUGGUGGGCAGACAGCUGGGCAUGUACAUGGUGACAGUGGUUGUUGGCCUCAUAAUCCACGGAGCAAUCUUCCUGCCCACCAUCUACUUUGUUAUUGUCAGAAAAAACCCCUUCACCUUCUUCCUGGGAAUCUUCCAGGCCUGGGUCACUGCCCUGGGGACAGCAUCCAGUGCUGCUACCCUGCCCGUUACCUUCCGUUGUCUGGAGGAGAACUUAGGUAUUGACAAAAGAGUCACUCGUUUUGUCCUCCCAGUCGGUGCCACUAUCAACAUGGACGGAACUGCUCUGUAUGAGGCGGUUGCAGCCAUCUUCAUUGCCCAGAUGAACGACAUCUACCUCGACCCUGGUCAGAUUAUCACUGUCAGCCUGACAGCCACCUUGGCCAGUAUUGGAGCUGCCAGUAUUCCCAGUGCCGGCCUGGUGACGAUGCUCUUGAUCCUGACCGCUGUCGGCCUGCCAACCGAAGACAUCAGUCUGCUGGUUGCUGUUGAUUGGCUGCUUGACCGAUUCAGGACCUCAGUGAACGUGGUGGGUGACUCCUACGGUGCAGGCAUCGUGUACCACUUGUCCAAGGCUGAGCUUGACGAGCUGGACAAACAUGCGGCCAAAUCCGACGGCAUUGAAUUGGUGUCGAAGAACCAGUCUUAUUGCGACGACAUGAAGAACCACCACGAAAACAAUUCCAACCAGUAACCUCAGCCACUAACGGCUCUGCUGCGGAGUGCACGCUUGUUGAGGAGGGACCAUGGAAACAUGAAUAAUGGCAGCACAGAGAUCCCCUGCUCCUGGGCUCCACAAGCUUUCCUAUCUGGUGAAAAAGUGAAUGAAAAAAAAAGUCACACGAACAGAACUACUAAUUGUUUUUUUUAUGUAGCUUUCUUUUUUUAUUAGUCCCUUUAAAAGUUUUUGUAACUGUAUCUGACUGAUUUAUAAUACUAAUUCACUUAAUUCACGUGAAUCGAUAACAGAGAUAUACGUUACCUAUUAGAGCACAGUUAUGUCCGUAUAGCAGAUACUUGCACAACAUACUUCAAGGCUGGGGGAGGAAAGGACGAGAACACAGUUAUAUACACUCUGCUGAGCAAUAUAUCCUGGUUCUACACUUAUGAGAUGUUAUUAAGAUGAGAGGAGAAGUUAAAGCAUCAUGACAACCAACGUAAUGUUGGGACUGAACUUUCUUUAAUUUCAGCCCUGUCAGUACCAUCAACAUGUGUGCGUAACGCCACUGCUUUUCCACAUCAGCUCAGUCUCUCAUCUAAAAGCAUCACUUCUGGUUCUCAAACUGUCAGACGUUCAACUGCAUCUGACUGCAUUUGCCCAAUAUUACUCGUUAUCCCUGAGGUCCAGCAAACCAAUGAAAAGGUGGGAGGCAGGGAGAACAGUUAGGAACGGGAUAACCGCACUGAGCCUCAUAACCUACGAGCAGUCACAGUGGAAUUAUAAAGCACAAAUCAUGGAUGCCAUUUUUUUGUAUCCCCUUUUGUUUUUUUGUUUUUUUCUGCUGUAAAGGAAAGGGACUUCUUUGUCCUAAUGUAACCUGUUGAGUGAGAUAUAAAUGUUGUGUGUGUGUGUGAAAGAGAGAGUGAGAGCUGAAGUUAAGAACAUGACCAAGUUAAGUAUAGGGACCAAACAAGCAGAAAAUCAAUCAACUCAGAGGCCUCCAUGACGUCACUCACAACACAUUAUCCAGCUUUCUAAUAUUUAUGUCCAUUAAUCGCAGAUACUAUUACCACCAUUUCAGUUGAAGCCUCAAAGCUAAGAAAAGCACUGCUCUAAAUAUAAAGCGUCACACUUUCUCUUCCCCCCCCCCCCCCCCCCAAAAACAUAUUUAGUGAUGCCAAUGAAAUUAAAAGAAGAUUAGGCGCCAAAGGGAUUGUUGUAAAAAAUCGACAGUAAUAAAUAAUUGACGUAUCUGAAUAAUCUGUAGCACAGAAUGAGAUAAUAUAGAGCACAAACAGAAUGAUAGAGCACAAAUAAAUCCAAUGAGGAUCGUUUUCAGUCAGUGGCAUAAUCAAAGUCAUGCACAUUAUUGUUUCAUGUUACCACUGGUUGUAUUCCAAGUUUAAAUUUAUUUUUAAAAAGAAAAUAAGGGACAGUGGAAGCUACUCAGGCUUGUAUUUUUACUCUUUUACAGGGGGAAAAAAAGUAACCCUAAAAUGUGUACUUCGUCAUUGUACAGCUUAAAAAAAAGCCUCAUAGCAGCACAACUUUUCUAAGCAUUGACCUUGAAAAUGUUGACACACACACAUAUUUCAGAUAACAUUCCAGCGUUUGAAUGAUCCUCAACGUGCGUACUCUGCUAGCACAGACACAGUUAUUACUGACAGAGGACACGUGGCGAACCACCAGAACUUAAUGCUCUUUUUUUAUUAAGAAACAGAGAAAGAGAAGUGCAAGGUUUGGCUGACAGAUGUAUUCUUGGCUUGCACAAACAGAGACAGAUCCCUGAUAUAACCCUUUCUGGGAGGCUUGCCAGCGUCUUGUUUAGCCAGACCUAAAAGAAGGUAAACAACAAUAUAUUUUCGCCACCAGAGCUCAAGACUGUUUCUACAAACCCUAGAUGCUGCAGCUGUGUGUCCAUAUGGCUUCAAAGGUGUUUUUUUUAGGACAAUGGACACUUCACAUGCAUUAUGCCAGAAUGUUGCCAUCUAUCAGGUAAUAUGAAUAUACUGUAUUCCUCUCAUAUAACCAAACGGCUUAAAAAGACCUGCAAAUAUAGAAAUGAAGCUGGACUACUGGCUGAUAAUUAUUGUUAGCCUGCAUGGGUGAGAGGUGAGACUUCUGUGAUGUGGCUGAGAUUUGAUUUCUUUGUCAGCAUUAUGUCCUUCUCACCUGUCUUAGUUUGUUUAAUGAUAACCUUGCCUUGAAUAUGUUCACUUCAAAUCCCAACAACAAAUGCCAUGAAGAGUAACACUAAGAAACGUAACGACACACUUAGCACAGCACUAUGUCCUUUAGUUCCUGAAACACACUCAGAAGAUGUCUUUCAACUUGGCUUUGUUUUAAGCUCGGCUAACAAGUAUGCUUCGAUCCAACAACGAGUACACACACACAUUUACCAUUUUGAAAGGCUCACAUACAAACACACGAAAACACUCCUGGAAACUACAUUUCUACUUGUAAUUAGCGAGCUGCUGAGCACAGCACUGACACACAUCGGGCCCUCUGAGUCUGAGCUUUCAACCUUGUGAUCAGGAAAAGAAAAGAAAAAACUCCAUGAAGGAGACGAGAUACACUACAGUAUCAUCGAUGGGGAUUGAGUGUUGGACCACUAUUAUGUCCAAACUCAUGGUUUUAGAAGCAUGAAUAAAAUAAAAUGAUAAUUAUUUUAUGCACCACUAUCUUAAAUGCAUGAUAUUUUUAAGUGCCUCCUUGCACUUUGUGUAUAUAUUGCAGGUAACAGAUGUUUUUUGUUUAUUUGUUUUGUUCCUUUUGUUUUCUGUUGGGAGGCGUUGAAAUGGUAAAUAGGAAUAUAGUUUCAUUGAUGUGACAUUUUUAAAGUAAUCCGUGAGAAAAAAAUAUAUCAUCUAUGUCCUGAGUAAAAUUAGAUUAGACAAAAUGUUUAGAGAGGAAAUCGUGUAAUAAAUUGCUUGUUUUUCUGUUCUCUAAUAGUUGUUAACGAGAUGUUUUACUUACCUGUCACACAAAAAUAUAUAAAUAUCUUUUUUUAAAUCUAAUGUAAGAGUUUUGAAUGUUUGUUCAUGAAGAUAUAAACAGUGUGCAUUCAUUUCCAUUGUACAUAAAUAAAUAUAUAAUUGUUCUGUUCAGUGGCGAAGCAGACUUUUCUGGAAACUCCAGUGAUCCUGAAGCAAACGCUGUUUGAGAAAGAUAGAGAGAGAGAGGAAGAGAGAGACAGAAAGAGAGCGAGGGGAAGUUUUGGGUUUGAAGAAAUGGGGCCAACAAGAGAUAUAUAAAGGUUGCUGAAAAGAGAGACAAAUAAAGGAAAAGGUCAAAUUUGCCCUGUAUGUAGGAUAGAGUGAGGAAUAUAACAGCCUAGUUGUUGAUUUGUGUGAAAGAAUAAACAACAUGUGAUGCAUUCAGAUGCCGGUUACAGUAUAGAGCAACAUUCCUCAGGUGACUCAUCUGAAUCAUUUUGUCUUUUCAAUGAAGAAAACUGGCUUUAGUCUCAGGCUACUCUGUUUACCUGUUGCACGUGCAUUUAAAGCUGCAUAUCGAGAUCUUUCACAUCAUCAAAACGCCACACCUUCACACACAUUUGACCGUUGACAUGCUAUCAACAUUAUGGAGGUUUAUAGAAAUCCCACUUGGUAAACCGCCGAUACUCCACUUGCCUUUUUAUUGCUUUCUACACAUAAACUAUAUGCACUAACAAACACCUGGAGCUGAGUUAAAUAGUACUUAUGAAAUGAGAUCUGAUUGACACGGUAGUUCAAACAAAGAGCCAGUAUAUCUUCAAGCUUGUCCUUUUCUACUGAAGUGUGUAUUUUUAAAGAAACUCCUAAACAAAGCUGAUAACCUGUCAUACUCCUACCAACAAACUUGCUUUCCCAAUCUUACUUUUAUAAGCCUUUCCUCUUUCCUAAAGCUGUUGUAAUUUUGAUGUAAAGGCAGAGUGUAUGUGUGGGGGAGAUACACUACUCAGAAAAAAGACAAAAAAAGACAUGAAUUAUUGCCUCGGUCUGUGGUAUACAUACAAAACUGUUUCUACAUAUCAAUAAGUGUUGUACCCUUUGGUGUACAUAUACAAAUAUAACUAAUAAAUGUUGAUUCAUAACUAAA